Lethenteron reissneri (Far Eastern brook lamprey) is the source of this 6456-nucleotide messenger RNA. Its product is annotated as protein tweety homolog 1-A-like. Gene Ontology annotation, cellular component: plasma membrane. The record is from RefSeq and is a predicted model, not a curated record. NCBI's taxonomy places the organism in Eukaryota, Metazoa, Chordata, Hyperoartia, Petromyzontiformes, Petromyzontidae. Gene Ontology annotation, molecular function: intracellularly calcium-gated chloride channel activity; volume-sensitive chloride channel activity.
UUCUUGCGCGAAGCGAAACAAACAUCUCCGGCUCGCGCCGUCACGGGGCGGCUCGCGCUGUCUCACAUCCGCCUCGGGCAGCAGCAGCCGCACAAAGCCGCGGCCCUGUCCGAGCCGCCACCACCGCCACACCACCAGGCCCAGCAGCACCGCGUCGGGCAUCGGCCGAGCACACGGAGACAACACCCCCCCACCCCCAUUCGUUCGUCGUUCACCAUUUUCCCACUCCGUGUCCCGCACCUUGGCUUCGUCUUCUCUCUCCCUGCCCAUGUGCCCGCGUUCGUCCGCCCUGCGAAUUCGUCCGUCGUUGUCGUCGUUGUUGGUAACGGCUGUCGUGGGCUAUCGUUGUUGCCCUGCCACAACCACCUCCACCACCAUCUCCUCCACCACCACCUCCUCCAUCACCAUCUCCUCCAUCUCCUCCUGCGUCCGCCCGCCGGGAUGUCCUCCGCGGGCUACGUGGUGCCCUGGUGGGUCUCCUGGCUCCACGGCUUCCCCCACCUGAGCUUCAAGUUCGCCAUCGUCUCGUCCGACUUCGCUCCGGACAGCCACGACUACCAACAGGCGCUGCUGUUGCUGCUGUGCCUGGCGGGCGGCUGCCUUCUGCUCACGCUGCUCUUCCUCGCCGUGCACUUCAUGGUGUUGUGCUGCCGCGGGGCGUCGCACCUCAAGAGCGAUCCGUCGCGCAAAGCCACGUGCUGCGUCACCACCUGCGCCAUCAUCUGCUGCGCGGCCAUCGCUGUGGGGUUUUACGGGAACGGAGAGGCGCACUUCGGCGUCAGUCAGCUGUCCGGCUCGCUGGCACGGGUCAACCAGACCAUCUCCAAAGUGACCCUUCUGGUGCAGGGCACGGAGGGGCAGCUGGACGGCAGCGUGACGGAUGACCUCGCCGCGUUGGAGGGGGCCAUCCCGUACGCCAACCUCUCGGGGCUCGUCGUGCAGGCCAGGGAACAGCUCAAGGUGGCCCUGGCGCAGCUCGUCGGAAUCUCUUUCUGGACCGACCCGACUGCGGGAUCGAAGGAGAUCCGGAAGUUUCACGAUCUCGUGGUGUCUGCCGAGUUUUACCGGUGGCUCGCGUAUCUGCUGCUGCUGAUCGUGCAGCUGCUGCUCUGCCUGCUCGUGCUGCUGGGACUGGCCAAGCGCUCGCGCUGCCUGCUUGUCGGACUUGUGCUCACCGGGUUGGUGAUGCUGAUCGUGGCCUGGGGAUCCCUGGGCCUGCAGAUGAGCAGCGCCGUGGCUGCAAGUGACUUUUGCAUGUCCCCACAAGAGUACAUCGUGAACAAGACGGAGGAAUCAAGAAGGGCACCCAAAGACGUCGUCGAGUACUACGUCUACUGCCCGCCAUCCUCGGCCGGCCCUUUGCAGGAGAAAGUCACGGCCAGCGUGCGUGCCAUUUCCGACAUGCAGUCCAUCGUCCAGAAGAUGCUGCAGAUUUCCCGCUUCAUCAUGCCGUCCAUUAAGGACCAGCUGCUGGCGCUGCAGCAUGACCUCAACUCGACCGACCUCACACUGCAGAAGCUCUCCGCGCUCGUCGAUUGCCACAACAUACACCAGGACCUGUUGGAGGCGCUGCAGGGUGUUUGCUACGACGGGGUGAGGGGCGUGCUGUGGCUGUGCGUGUUCUCCAUCGUGAGCGCCUGCUCACUCACCGUGCUCAUCGCCAUCAUCCCGCACACGAGCCAGCCCUCUCGCAGCAGGAGAAAGCGGUACUCCCAGGUGGAUGAUGAAGAUCCGUUCAGCCCCACCUCAAGUCGCGUUGGGGGGCCCGCAAGGGCACGGAGCCCCCCCUUCACCAACCCCUUCCCCUUUGGGAGCCAGAGCAGCCUGCAAGGUGUGGGGGGCAGUGGAACAACAGCCCUCGUGCGACCCACGUCGCCCGCCCUCCACCAUGGGAACCGCCCGUCCUCCUUCAGCCCGCCCGCCCCCAGGAUGGAGGACGCCCCGCUGCUCUCCCGCUACUCGCCACCUCCCUCCUACGCCGCGGCCACGAGGCACUUCGACCCCUUCGAAAACCCCAGGGAGAACUCCGCUCGAGUCUACGUGUCAUGAGGACCGGGGCAGCUUCGUCACCGCAAUCCGCACACACCAACACACGGACUGACAACUGCUAACAAAGACAAAGGUCCCCCCCUAUAGCCUCAACAGACUGUCAGGGCAAGUGCUGUUAGCGAGCACCUAAUGAAAGCCUGCACUGCACACGACGGGGGUGGGUGGCCAGCACCAUGCCCGGCCGCCUUUGUCUCCCCAGUGGCGAUGUUUUUUACAUCACACCGGGUAAUCUUUUGAGGCAGAGUCGACCAAGGGGAGGCCCAGAACCGAUUUGGAUAAUCGUCACCGGUGUUGGCCGUAAAGGUGAAUCGAAUUAUGGUCACCGAGUUCGUAGCGAAGCGCGCUAACCGUUGCACUACGACUCCCCAAUGCUGACACACGCACACCGCCGUCGUUGACAUUUCUGAUAAUUAUACGGCAGCACCAACGAGCGCUGGGGCAGCUGCAUCCAACUUCAAACGCUCGCUCGCACCGCCACGCUGAUCUGGAACUCCCCACACUAACGUACAUGAGCAACACAAAUGUAUGUAUGCGUGCAUGCAUUGCUGACAUCGCAUGCUACCAACUCAUUUGCACUCCAAACACUCGUACACACUAACCGACACGCAUGUGUACUUAUUAUAACUCGCACUGUCAACACACAUGUGCACUGCUGACACAGAUAUGCACUAAUGACACACGCGCACCACAAUGUACGUACAUGCAUGCACUACAAUUACACCCACACACAUGCACGUGCUACCAACACAUAUUUGCACCAUUGAAAUCCACAUACCACAACCUAUUUGCACUACCGACAACCACAACAAUAACAACAAAAGAUGCCAUUCGCCACUAAGUAGCGGUAACGUCAUCACCGCAGCCAUAAUCGGUCCACUGCUGGAUGAAGGCCUCCGGAAGCUGCCCGACAUCAGUGUUUACAAAUAUCAAACCAAAAAACAUUAGUGCUGAGAUAUUUUUUUAUGACUUUAAUUCUUAUACUAUUCCGCCAACUAUGUGCGAUUUACGCAGACACGCGGGGGGGUUUGUUUUCAAUGCUCUACAUUUCUACGACCGAGUUUUUGAGCUCCCCCUCGUCACGCUAAAGCGUUUGAGGCCACCGCCUCCACACCGCCCUGCUGGCCGUGGCGAUUUUUGUUCCUGCUAGGGAGAAAAUUCCUCGUCACUGGAACUGAGCAGCGUCUGUGUGGAAGGGACAAUCGCUGUAUUUGUCCAUGCACCCACCUCCCACUUCGCCCCCCAAACGACUGCUCUGUCGGGGUCCUGGGGGUCACACGAAUGCACCCUGGGUCAUGGAUGCAGACAUUGGUGAUACCCCCCCCCCCCCCCCUCAGUCGAUGGAAUUCAGGGGGUGAGUCAAAAUUGCCUUGAUUUCAAGAGUAACAAGUGCUGCUGGAUGUCGUUCAUUCUUGUCCGCUACUCCAAUGGUAUGGAACCCGGAAAUCCCCCAGACUUCCGUGCUGUCGGAUCCCUGCCCUUCCUCCCUGCCCAUACCAUCGUCACUUCACACAGACGCCCUUGGUAGCUAACUGCCACCACCGCAGCAAAAUUACGUUAAAGCUGACGUACAUUCCGGGCGGGUCCAUCGCGACCGUUUCCGAAGCUUUUUUUGCGAAAUUCACAAUCGGUUCCUCGACUCGUGAUAUGGGGCGAAGGGGGGCGGGGCUGCCUGAGCAGGGGCGGGGGCAGGGCCGGUGUCGGAAAGAAGCCAAGAGGAGGACGAGGAAGCUCGCUGAUGUGCGUGGCGAAAGCGGUCGAGUUGGACGUUAGCUGUGCAGACGUGCGUGGGGCUGACGGAGGGAGGCGUUUCCCGGCUCGCCCGUGUGGUCCUCCCCCCGGUGAGACACCCCAGAAUGUGCGGUGGCUUUAAAACGGUGCCUCCGGAGCGCGCACAGCGGCAGAAGCAGCCGCCGCCGCCUACAUGGACAGGGAACAAUAAUAUAGUCGCGCGUGCUGGUUUGGCCUUUUUCAGUGAUUUUGAUAUUGUGUUAUGAAAUAAUCCCUUGUACGUAUUGUUAUUGUCCUUUUGCCGUUUCAUAUUUGCACGUGAUGGAGGUGGGUGGGGAGAAUCCGUUUUCUAAUGCCCCCCUCCCUCAAUCCUCAUUACUUAAGAGGAGGGUCUAACACAUGUGACCCUCUUAUCUCCACUUGUAUUACACUGUUAACAAAGACCAAGUGCUGUGCAGUAGAGAUGUAACUGCGUAGAUAGAUUCAUGGUCGAUGACCGGAUUCUCCAGAUAAGAUGCAUUCCCUCCACCACCGUAUUGUAAAUCAAAAGUUGGGAGUGCGUCUUAUAAUUCUGUAUCCUAUGUGUGUGUGUGUUUGUUUGACAGAUACUUGUAUAACUUUAUUAACACUCAAGUGUAGCUUUGGGAUUCUUUCUUCCCGGAGUGGCUCAUCAUCUGGAGAAUGCGGUAAUAUCGAUUCUUUGACGCACAAUUUAAAUGGAUUCAAGCCCCCGCAUGUGUAAAAAAAAAAAAUUAUGUUGUUUGAUUCACAUAACGUCGAGCCCUUUAUCAAUCCACUGUUGGAUGAAGGUCUCAGGCCUCGCCACCCGUCAUGGUGGAUUGUGGUUUUGCCAUACUUCACCACGCUGGUCACAGCGAGGCUUUAGUGAAAGAAGCAUGUGGGGGGGGGGCAGGGGCCAGAACCGGUUAGCAUUUCACUCACCACUGACGGAUGCCAACCGUGGCCCAGGAGUCAAACUCAGGUCGGCAGGUUCAUAUCGCGGAGCGUGCGCCAACCACUGCGCCACCGUUCCCCACGUGCCCCCCUCCCCCACUCCUCGGGCGUGAAUAAUCCCGGGACCAUUCUGUUUUGAGUUUUUUUUGUCGUCACAGCUUUUUGGUCGCCCCCAUUGGCACAGUGGAGCAUUAAUACAUUUUAAAAUGGCCUUGAAAUUCGAACCCUCCGCUGUGAGAUGAGGCUUGAAACCGCAAGAAUGCAGCACAGUUUGUUACUUUAUAUUAUACUCGUGCCAGCACUGUGGAAAUAAGAAGAUGCUGCUGCCGCGGUGUCAUUGUUUAGGACGCCAGACCGGAAGUCUAGAGGUCCAAAUUUCGAUCUCCCGGCACGGCAGCUGAAAUAAAGGUGCAAGUUUCUUAAAUCCGCCAACCCCCCGCCUCGUUUCCAACCCAGGGGUGUAAUUGGGUUAAUCGCAGUGAAGUCGAUGGGAAAGUCGAUGGGCAAGUCGCGCGUUGUGGUGGUGGGGGAUACGUGUGGGCACACCUUCCAAAGACGUCUGCCCAGCGUGGAAGAGUAGGCCAAAUACACUCCUAGAGCUAAUUCCACCAGCGUCGUUUUCUUUUACCCGUGUGAAAUGUACGGUUUGGUUUCAAACGGCGUGUUCGUCUAACGCCUCUAGACUUUAAAACUCCAGGGCUUCUGAUAUUUUGCGGUAUAUUCCGUGUGUACAUAAACCCCCAGUGGUCUUUUGUCAAUCGACGACUGGAUGAGGACCUACGUACACCGUACGGGAUCGUUGGGGGAGGGGGGUUAUUUCAUCACGCUGGUCAGUCGGUGCUGUUCGGUGAAGGCAGAGAAGCACAGACGGAGUGUUCGAAGAACAUCAGUAGAGUCCAGGUGGAGUCUACUUGCUGAUCUGCCCUCUGCCGAUAACGUAUGCCCGCAUCAACCGUACACCACGUGUUUCUCUGCAUGGCGGUCACCUAAUCAAGUUAUGCAAAGUGCCAUGAUAUAACUGAAAUAUAAAAUACAAUGCAACGCUUGGAUGGACUGUCUCUGCCAUGCGAGUGUGGAAUUGUCACCGCUGGCUCGACCGAGAUGAGCGCGCUUCCCCGUUGCUCGCUUUGAGCGGUUGAGACAACGUGGACCCCUUUUUGUGUCUCUUUUGAAGGAGUUAAUUGUCCUAAAUUUUGUUUUGGGUGGGGGUGGGCAGGAGGUGUGGGGUGAAACAUCCUUCUGGGGGAGACUGGCCCCCCAAACUUAAGUGCCUUGAUUCCAAGCACCGCAGCGUGGUAUUAACUCAGGGCUCGGGAAGAUUGACCUCGCCGACAGCCGAAGAGGACCUUCGGAUGCAUUCUGGCUGGCCGACUUCGCGUUCGUAACUCGAGAACGUGAUCACGGCUCGCCAGCGCGGGUGACUGAUCGCGUUCAAGUUCGGUCGACACUGUGUUGCCGGGUUGAAACUUAUCGCCACUCUGGUAUCCGAUUAGUGCGCCUCGGGCGCUUGCAGUGACGGCCAGGCCCCAAGCACUGAUCUUGAAUUCGCACCGACAAAGCCACACACGGUGUGGUCGGAUGCGAUGCGAGUGUGCUUACUACGUCUGUUUUUGUCAAAUACUUACCUGCGUGUUGUGAAUUCGUUUUGCAGUUCUGAAGUGGGUGCAUGUGUACACGCUUUGUUUUGAUAUAUGCAAAAACUUUUCAAUAAAAUCUUUAAUUAAA